This is a messenger RNA of Poeciliopsis prolifica (blackstripe livebearer), 3232 nucleotides long. It is a transcript of the gene sirt6, whose product is annotated as sirtuin 6. The record is from RefSeq and is a predicted model, not a curated record. The transcript has 8 exons. The coding region runs from base 93 to 1148 and encodes 351 amino acids. Gene Ontology annotation, molecular function: NAD+ binding. Lineage: Eukaryota; Metazoa; Chordata; Actinopteri; Cyprinodontiformes; Poeciliidae.
AUGACGUGUUCCAAACAAAGCCGCUAAGAGAAAAACCCUUGUGGGCAAAUGAACUGUUUUUAAUACAAAUAAUAAAGACAGCAGCUGCAACUAUGUCAGUGAAUUAUGCCGCUGGUCUCUCUCCGUACGCAGAUAAAGGUGUCUGCGGACUGCCUGAGAGUUUCGACAGUUCUGAGGAGCUAAAGGCAAAAGUGGAGACCCUUGCUCAGCUGAUUAAAGAGUCUGAGUACUUGGUUGUUCACUCUGGAGCUGGAAUUAGCACCUCAUCAGGCAUUCCUGACUUCAGGGGUCCCAAGGGUGUGUGGACGCUAGAAGAAAAGGGCGAGUCACCUCACUUUGAAACCACAUUUGAAGAUGCCCGCCCCAGUUUGACUCACAUGGCCCUCCUGGGACUGCAAAGGGCAGGAUACCUGAAAUACCUCAUCAGCCAGAAUGUCGACGGGUUGCAUGUUCGAUCAGGCUUCCCCAGGGAUAAACUAUCAGAGCUUCAUGGAAACAUGUUUGUGGAGGAAUGCGAGAAAUGUGGCAGGCAGUACGUGAGGGAAAAGGUGAUCGGUGUGAUGGGGCUGAAACCGACAGGACGUCACUGCGAGGUGGUGCGGUCCAGAGGGCUGAGGGCCUGCAGAGGAAAGCUGAUCAGCACCAUACUGGAUUGGGAGGAUGCUCUGCCUGACAGAGACCUGAACAGAGCAGAUGAUGCAAGCAGACGAGCAGACCUGGCGCUGACUCUGGGCACGUCCAUGCAGAUCAAACCCAGCGGCGACCUCCCACUCCUCACAAAGCGCAAAGGAGGGAAAGUGGUUAUCGUCAACUUGCAACCAACCAAACAUGACAAACACGCCCACCUGCGUAUAAACGGUUACGUGGACGAUGUCAUGAAGCAGCUGAUGGAGCUGCUGGAUUUAGAAAUCCCAAAAUGGGAGGGACCCGCCAUCUGCGAGAGCUCCACUUUCUCUCCCGAGGCCACCGCUGAUGUCAAGCCUCCUCGUGGCAUUUCUGCAAAGGACAAAGUGAAAAAGGACAAAAUCAAGGAGGAAAGGAAAAGGGGAGCAACGCUGCCGACGGAGGACGCCGGCGUAAAAGACGAGACGGUUUCAGUAAAGAGAGAGCGGGCAGAUUUUUCCGCGGAGACAGACCAAAAGGAAUAACCUCUGGAUGUCUUUUUUGUUGUUGGUCCUCCGGACUCGUCAAAACUACAAACACAAACUCGUCCAGAGGCUUACUCACGAGCUGAAAGUUUGAUCAACUUCAGAAAUAACUUUGGUCUCUUAUUUUCUAUCAUCUAGAAGAAAAACUUCUGUCGUAAUGGGGUUUUUUGGGGUUUUUUUUUAAAUGAUGUAACCUUUCAGACACCAUCUGACUCAGGUUCUCAUAAAGCCUCACUAAUUCAUGCUUGUUUGGAAGUGUUUCUCCUAAUAAGAACACAGCUGUAAGCACACACACUGAUGUAAAAUGUUUCGGGGAAUAUUUUGCACGUCAUCCAGCUCAGAGCCUUGUUUCUCCGGGAGAACAAGUCUAACAGGACAGUACGACGAGGCGAGAUCUGGAGCAUGUCGUUAUAGAUCAAGUUUUAAUAAGGUGUGUAAGUUUGCUGCACCUUAUUAAUAUUUAUAGCAUGCGCUCCAGAUCUUGUCCCUGCAGAUCUCGCCUUUUAAGUCUCCUUGGUUUGAUACAUUAUGAAAAGGAAUAUCAAGUGAGCUGCUUCUCCAAGUCUGGCUGACUAGUAGCUGCAGUGCAAACAUGCAGUGGGGGCCUUGAGGUGGGCUGAGCUGGGAUUUUAGGUCAUGUCAGAUUUUCGAACCGUGAUUGAAUCGUAAUCAUGCUGUGUGUUUCUAGGAACGAGGUCUUGGAGGUUGUGCUCUCCAAGAAAAUGUUACUUUAAAGAUUGAUUGUUGUUUUUACACUCUGGGCUGUACAUCUGUAAACACAUUUAGGGAGUAAAAUCAUAAACUCUGCGUAAAAACUGUCUCAUCUCUUGUGUACCGACUCGGUUGUUGAACUCACUCUCUCAUCUGAAAUUGUUUUUCAGAUUAAAAACAAAAUUGAUUCAAACUUCUGCAGACUUUACUUCCUGCUCCAGGGGUAAUUUAUUGAUAACUUUUCAAUCCACGUUAAAUUUUCAGUCUUCGAUUGAAAUGUAAAUUAUUAAAUUAUCUCUGCAGCAAGAAGUCUGUGCAGCGAUUUAUCUACUGCAAUUUGAAAGGAAUUGCAGUAGAGGAAGGUUGUGUUGAUCUUUCUAUACGUCUCCUAAAAUCCCUGGGGCCUGUAUCUUCCCUCACUGUGCUGGAAAUCUGUAAUAAUCAAACCUAUUAGAGAGAUUUGAGGCUGUCAUUACUUUUUAAUAUUAUUUCAUCCUAUAUUUGUUGUUUUUCUUAAUCCUUUCAGGGUUGUAAUUGAACUGCUGCCUAUAACACAAUAAGAUGGUGUUUUCAGCUUUGUAAGUGUCUCCCUUUUUCUGUCAAAAGGUUGAAUUAUUGUUAUGUCUGACCACAGAACAUGUCUGUGCAUUUGUAAACUAAUCUAGCUUUUUGCUUUUUUUAGUAGCGUACAUUCUGAGCAUCAAUUUACCGUGAUUAUCUUCACUUUUCAGCUAAUGGUUCUGUGGGAACCACAUUGCCGAUAAUCGUCGGUGUGGUGAAGCGGGCUAACGUUUCUGUGUUUUCGUAGAUUUUUCUCACAAAGUGGGACAAAGAGACUUCUGGGUACAAAGCUUUUUGCAAAAUUGCUCAUUGACACAAAACUGGCUCAUCCUUUGGGUUUCAGCACCUUAUUUACUCAUAAUGCUCAAAGAAAACCAAUGUAUCUUCAGAAAGCCUGAAGACUCACCACCAGGACCACUUUGAAUGAUAACUGGAAAAUUUGUCUCCUAAACUAAUAAUUGCACUGACUUAAACUUUUGCACAGUAAUACCUGAUUACAAAUAACAUUUUCUGAAAGCCAAAUAUGGAUUUUGAACUAUUAGGAGUUUUAUUUUUGUACUAUAUAUUUUCUCUUUCCUUCUGGACUUGUUCAUUACACUCUGGGAUGCUGGUGCUCGGUGUUAAUUGUUAUGACCGUGAUGAUGAAAACUUUGUGACCCUUCAUCUUCUGAUGAAAACUUUGUGAUCCUUUGACUUCAGUAUGUCAGUCUGACCCCCACCUGUGCAGAAAAUAACCUCAGCCUCAUUUCUGCUUGAAGGAACUUCAGCCCACUCAGCCGUACAGGACAGAUUAAACUUAUGCAGUUUCCUCA